Molecule: messenger RNA, 4557 nt
Organism: Purpureocillium lilacinum
Lineage: Eukaryota; Fungi; Ascomycota; Sordariomycetes; Hypocreales; Ophiocordycipitaceae
Cellular component (GO): cytoplasm
Molecular function (GO): guanyl-nucleotide exchange factor activity
Source: RefSeq, a predicted model, not a curated record
AUGGUUCGCGUCACCGACGACCUGGCGCUUUCGCCCGAGAGCGUCGUCCUCUACCACGCCUCGGACCCGCUGCUCGGCCACCUUCCCGUCCUCGUCUUCCACGGGCCCUCGACGACGGCCAACUACACGCACAACAGCUCCCGCGUCCAGCUCCACGUCCUCUCGCCCGCCGGUUUCCAGUCCUUCCCGCGCGUCACCAUCUCGCCCAACUCGCCCUUCUACACCGUCGUCAACCACCUUCCGCGCGAGUUCCAGGGCGAUGAGGUCUACCGCGGCCUCGCGUUUGGCCUCUUCAAGUACUUCAGCGAGCUCUCCGACGGCGUCAAGACAUACCUGCGCAAUGCGUAUCCCACGAGGGGCAAACGGCCCGGCAGCGCGCCUGGGCUCUUUGGCGAGCAGCACGCUGCCGACUUGGUCGCCACCAUGACCAAGAGCGAGAAUGCGGCCCUCGUCAUCACCGCGCUCAACGAGGCGCUCCAGACACAGCACGUGAGCCAUGUCGACGUCGACGUCGUGCUCCCGCCCGGCGCCAUAGUGCCGCUUCAACCUGGCGACUACGAAGACGUACCCGAUGACGAGGACGACAUACUCGACCCGACAUUGCGCCAAUACGGCGGCUACACCCCGCUCGUGAAGCUUCUCGGCGAACCGGUGUUUUUGCCCACAAGCAGACUGCGCCGUGCGCCAUCGAAACCAACGGCCCUCAACCGGAGCAAGUCCUUCACCAAGGAUCAAAAGUUUGAGCUGAGGAUGAAGCUGGCGGAGCUCGUCGACACGGAGGAGCGCUACGUCAUGAAGCUCGGUGAGCUGGUGCACCACAUCGCCCGUGACUUUCGAGAAUCAGCCAAGAAACGGUCACCGGAGAGUUUAAGCCCGUCCGAGGAGGAACUCGAGAGGCUGUUCCCACCCUCCGCGGACAGCAUCCUGCAGGUCAACUCCGAGUUUGUGCAACAGCUUCGGAAGAUCAUGGACGAGACGGAGGAGGAGGCAGUCAAAGACAUGGAGUCGACAACGGUCAACCUCCUAGGCUCUAAGCUUGGAAGCUCGCCGCGGAUACGCGACCCGAGUGGCGCCCUCGCCAUGGCCCGCUUGUUCUUGGAGUGGUUUCCGAAAUUCACGGAGUGCUACCAAAACUACAUCAAAGCGAGCCAGCACUUCCCGACCCUGCUCAACUCGUUCCUCGACCAGCAGUCUAGCUUCAGGCAGCGCGUUCACCGAACUGGGGAACAGGCGGUCCGCUCCAUCCUCAUCGAGCCGGUACAGCGACUGCCCCGGUACAGCCUCCUCAUCGACCAGAUCGUCAGCUCCCUCCCCAUGACACAUCCGGCCCUGCAGCCCAUGCUGAAGGCUCGGGACAUCAUCACCAACAUCUGUUCCAUGGACGAACCGUUGCCGGACAAGCCUCAUGUUGCCAACCGACUUCGAAAUAUGGUUGAAGCUUGGCCAAUGGAGUUUGAGCCGCAAGGCCGUCUCGUCCUAGCAGCCGACUUCCUCGAGCUGACUCCACCAUUCCAGGCGCCCGCGAGCGAAGUAGACGCAGCGGGCAUGUUCUUGUUGUUUUCAGACUGCAUCGUUGUGCUCAAAAAGACGGGGGCCACCAUGACUGGGCGAGAUCUAUUGCGGGAGAUUGACAAGCCGUCGGCAGCAGAACUGCUGAUCUCGAUGACCAACGCAGCCGGCGGGCCAACUUCUUACGAGUUUGCGUUCACGGGCUGGCACAACCUAGCCGAUGUGCGGUUUACCGAGUCGUCUGAUGGUGCACUCGUGUGGAUGACGUCGACGCAGGACAUGAAGGGCGCGCAUACCGGCGAGCACAAAGUGAGCAAGUCGCCCACAUCUCGCUGCUUCAUGCUUCAAGAGGCGUUUGAGGGCAAAGCCGCAAAGUGGGCAGAGGAUGUCGUCAAAGCCCGAGUGGAGGCGCGCUUCUCCGAGUCAGAGCGCGAGAAUCCCAUUUGGACGCUUCGAUCAGUUCGCAUGCAGGACAGUAGUUUCGGACUACACGCUGCUGUGUUCCAAGAAGGAGCGCACCAGCUCAUCGAGGGUCGACGCGAGCCCGCACCGAUUAGGAUUGUAGUCGACCAUGAGAAGGGCACCAAGGGGGCCCCAGUCGGGCACUACGGCGUCGAAAUCGUUGUGAACGUGUCGAGCGGCAACAUGAAGCGCGUGUCGAUACUCACCGUGGGACUGAACGGCAAGCAAUACCAAGACGACGUGGCGCUGGAGGACUUUUUGCCGACCAUGUCGCGCCGGAUUAUUCAACUCCUCAGUACGCAGUUCGACCUCGCCAACAUGAACCUCACAGCUGCGCUAGUCUCAUACUACACCAAGACCAUCCGCGGACUGAGUUUGUCCAACCGAGUGGAAAAGACGCGGUCAUUCCUCGCCGCGUCGCCCGUCAAGCUCCUAUCGAACCUUUGGGGAGGAGGAGGCUCCAACAGCAACGCGCCGGAAGUGACUGUGACGAAUAACAAGCACCAGCACACGCCGUCGCUACACCGCACCGAGAGCCACCACUCGAUGUUUGGGUCUAUCAGGGGCAAGGAUGAGCGCCCGGCGACGGCCGAUGGUCGUCCGGAGAACCCUCUGAUGAGGCUCGAGCAGACAUUUACGGGAUACAUUGCGGCCCUUCAGGGGCGCAAGGGCUCUAUAAUCGGGCGCACGUUGCUGAACAGGUCUCUCGUGGACGAGCUCACGGUCAACGACCUGUACAACCGGCUCAUCGAAAGCCCUUUCGACUACGAGGCAGGAAGCGACCUGGGUACCGAAGUCAUAUUUGUUGCGUUUGAAAACUUCCUCAGGAUGGCCUGGACGGAUCAGAUGGGCCCGGUCAUGACGAUGCAGGCACUCGAUACUCUCCAAGAGCGGGCGAACAAGAGGGUCCCCGGUAACUUUGCGGAUUUCGUUAAUUAUCUGUUCAAGGAGAUGGCGCCGCAGAACCGGAGGGCGUUCACGGCGCUCAUCAAGCUUCUGGCGGACCUGCUCGACGGGUGCGGCAACGACAGCGACCGCGGCGCGCUGACGCUUGCGUUUGCCGAGCUGCUGGUCACGGACGGCUCGGCGCCCAACUACAUCAACCUGCUCGACCGCCUGGUGGAAGACUGCGACAGGAUCUUUGAGGAUCCAUGGAUGCAGCACACCCUCAACUUUACUGGAUCCGGGACCGGUUCUAUCAGCUCGGGCACACGCCCCAGAGCACAUACUGCCUCCAUCACGUCCAAUACGUCGUCGCUUCGCCGCAAGUUUGGUCUUGAUAUGCUCCUGAGACAGAAUCAAAAGGAGGAGAGACCAUCCGUGUGGCGUACCCUCAGCAAGCACCGGAAUCCCGCUACCGGCGAGACCUCGAGCUUGUCACGCGGGGUCAUGAGCCGCACACGGUCGAUCGACGACAGCACAAUACCGAGGGGACUGCUCAAGCGUCCCGGGUCGCGCGACCGACCUCCAAUUGCUGGAGCCUUUGACGAGGCACCACAGCGGCCGGCGAGCUCGCAUCGACUCGACUUCCCGCUCGACACCAUCGGAGAGCCGCCAGAUGACCCGGUAGGGUCGAAGCGCGGCAAGAAGAAGCGCCGUAGCUCUCUGUCCGACUUGAAGAGCUUGAUGGCCUCUGCUACUAUCGACGACGAGCCGCUGCAGCCGCUUCAGACGACUAGGGAGACGUCUGGCAAAAUGAACGCGACGACGCCGGUGACGAGUCCUAAGAGCGCGGCACCUUCGAGAAUACCCGUGAGCCCUAACGUGGCACAUGUUCUGAAGAGUCCGCGGUCAAAGGAAAACUACGCAGACCCCUUUGCCAGCACGCCUUUGAUUGUAGGGCCGCCGCUGGUGCGACCUGAGGUGGCGACCAAGAUUGAGCCGCUAGCAAAGAUACCAGCUCCCACGAGGCCACAGGAUUCGCCGAUUAAGCGUCGGGGUCACGCGAAGACGCUGUCGUCGACGAGCAUACCCAUACUCAAGCCAGCGCGACCUGCCACGUCUGGAGGAGACUCCCCCACUCGGCCGUCUAGCCCGACCAGAACCGCGACUAUGAAAUUGCGAUUACAGUCGCCGCAGAGGCUGCGCGAGCGCUUGCAGACGGAGAAGAAGGCAGUAGGAGACGCGGACGCAUCUUUGCAGUCUGAACUGUCCCGAAUCGGUGCCGAGAUGGCACGUUUCAACACCGGCGACAGCAGCAACCAGGCAGCGGACGUUCGACGACUGGGCGCGUCGGUCAAGGCGCUCGAGGACAGAAUUCCCACGGUGGUGCGCGAGCUCACGGACAAGCAGGCCGCGAUGCAGCGCGCCAUGGAGACGACGGUCAAGGCGACUGAAGUGAAGAUGCGAGCGGUGGACCAGCUGCACAAGGAAGCGGUGGCGGAGAAUGAACUGCUGUACGAGCGCUUCAACGGCGAGCUCGCCAAGAUUGUCAAGGCGCUCAAGGGCAAGGGCAAGGACGACAAGGAGGAGCUCGUGGUACGGCUCAAGGAGCAGAGCGAGGAGACGGCGCGGCUCAAGAAGGAAAACGCGCGGCUCAAGCGCGACAUGGCGAGCCUGCGGGCGGCGCUCAAGAGCCUGGAGUGA